Molecule: messenger RNA, 1869 nt
Organism: Penicillium taxi
Lineage: Eukaryota; Fungi; Ascomycota; Eurotiomycetes; Eurotiales; Aspergillaceae
Product: DUF4246 domain-containing protein
Exons: 4
Coding region: 1-1869 (622 amino acids)
Source: RefSeq, a predicted model, not a curated record
AUGUUCCAGUCCGUCGUGAGUGGAUGCGGCCAUCGAGCUACAGGUAAGAACCUGGAUUGUCGUUUUCAUCUCCCAGGAUAUGGCCGCCCAUUGGACUUUGCACCUAUGGAGAAAAACGUAUAUGGCGUUGAAGGCCGUAGCAUGUUUCCUUCUGCCCUCGACGACCGGGAUAUCGAAAGGGGACAGCCUGUCCAAACCCUUCGAGAGCUUGCUAUGGUACGAGUCAUGGAAAGGAUAACUGACAUUUCCGAGUGGUGGAUAAAGAUAAAAGACCCUGAUACUAUCAACGUCUGGAAAGCCAGGGCCGUGGCAGGCGAAAAUGAGAUUACAGAGAACGGUGCGAAUUGGAUAAUCGAAGAGCUGACUUUCAAAGCAAUCAUAUACGAGAUGUUUGAAUCCGUGACACUGUACAGUGGAGAUGUCACCAAGUCCGACACUAAUGUGCCCAGCUCACUCGUCCUGCAGCUGCGUGAUGCAUCGAGAAUGAUUGAAUUCCACGAUACGGAUCUCCAGUUCUAUAACCCAGAUGCCAAAAAACAGCGUGAUCUCCUCGACAUGGCACUAUACCCGCUCAUUUACGGCAAGAGCCGGAUCUUACCUGACAAAAUCAUUGGACUGAAGGAUGCUAUACAAUAUGCUGGGAAGGGAGAUAUCAUCCCCAUCCCGAAAGAGUCAACGAUCACUCGGGAAGACAUGGCUUGGCGAGUAGCCUCACGUGCGGAUAUAGAGAUAAACCCGUACAGUCGGGAUUUCCAGAUCUUACCAUCUGACUUUGAGCUUGGAGAGGAUGGCAAGUGGCAUAUUAUCUCAUACAUCAAUAACCUCCAUCCUGUCACGUACCGCAAUGUGUACACUCUCAUUGAGGAGGCGUUUAACUGCAUGAUCCCACAGUGGAACAUGACCAUGACUCCGCUCAAGGACAUGCUGCAUUCUCGUUCUCGAAUUGAGUAUCACCAGGCCGAAUAUACCUCUCUAACUGAGGAGGUCAAGGCCACAGCACCAAGGAUUCAAGAGAAUGAGGCGCAAAGUGCAUUUGACGAGCGGUAUGAGAAGUGGGCGAUGGAGAAUUACAAGGUAGUCCAGCCGGACGUUGGCCAGUUCAUUCCUUGGGCUGUACCUGAAUGUAUGAUGUCAAAGUUGCCUGCAGAUUUACCAACCCCUGUUCGAAUUGAGCGUGGUGUUGAUCUGAACAAAGAGUACAAAGACCGAGGCUUGCAGGUUAUCAUUCGGAUCAUGGGCGUGGACUUGACACCAGAAGACCCGUUCCAUACAAGCCCCUGGCAUGUCGAGUGUGCUAUGAACGAACACAUUUGCGCUGCGGCAUUCCUGACCGUCGACUCAGUGAAUAUGUUAGCACCCGGUAUGGAUUUCCGCAAUAUAGUCGACACAUCAAUGCUAGCUGAAGUCGAGCACGAGCCGAACGACUUUGUCUGGCUGAAGCAAGUCUUCGGACUAGAGAACGGCGAGCCGGCCGUCCAGAUCUCAGGUACGAUUCGCUGCACACCAGGCCGAGUAGUGAUGUUUCCAGCCACAGUACAACAUAGAAUGAACAAAUUUGAGCUUGAGGAUAAGACUCAGCCCGGGUAUGCGCGUUUGUUGGCGUUCUUUCUUGUGGAUCCAAACAUUCGUGUUAUCUCCACUGCGAACAUUCCACCUCAGCGGUUCGACUGGACGUUGGAGCAAAAGAAUGUUGAUACAGAAGGAGUGACGGCUGCCGUGGAGAGAUUGGCCUUUGAAAAUAAGGACAUUAAAGGGGAGGUCGUGUCGCUUAGCGAGGCAUUAGAGAUUCGAUUGGAUGUUCUGAACGGUGUGCAAGCAUUCAUGAAGUAUCAGCAAGUCGCCUUUGAGUCAAAGGUCUUGAUGCUUUAG